This is a messenger RNA of Entrophospora sp. SA101, 447 nucleotides long. NCBI's taxonomy places the organism in Eukaryota, Fungi, Glomeromycota, Glomeromycetes, Entrophosporales, Entrophosporaceae. The record is from the annotation of a GenBank genome assembly.
AUGGAAUUCAAAGAUGGUUGUGAUAAUUGUAAAACCAAAUCAAAAUCAUCAAUAACACCACAGCCUAAUUCAACAACAUUGUCUACUCUAAAAAACGGCCACUUGAUAUCCAAAGAUGAAUCAACAACACCAAUUACAAUUCCUGCUCUUGUUGAAGCUCCAAGAAAAAAACUAGAUUCAUCAUCAUCACCAUUCACAACCUCAACGGCUUCAACAAUUUCAGAAAAUGGAACUGCUACUAGCAGGCAACCUUCUGACACUAAACUCAAUCUCCAAAGAACUCCAAGAAAAAAACUAGAUUCAUCAUCAUCACCAUUCACAACCUCAACGGCUUCAACAAUUUCAGAAAAUGGAACUGCUACUCAACAACUAUCAACAGCUGUGUCUGUUGGUAGCACUAGCAGUGAACCUUCUGACACUAAACUCAAUCUCCAAAGAAGUACAUGA